Molecule: messenger RNA, 1047 nt
Organism: Acanthisitta chloris (rifleman)
Lineage: Eukaryota; Metazoa; Chordata; Aves; Passeriformes; Acanthisittidae
Gene: SRFBP1
Product: serum response factor binding protein 1
Exons: 4
Biological process (GO): maturation of SSU-rRNA
Cellular component (GO): nucleus; 90S preribosome
Source: RefSeq, a predicted model, not a curated record
CCAAAUUGUACCGCAGCUGAGCGAGCCAUGGCAAGACUUGCAACACACCCCAGCCUGAAGCCCAGAUUUGUUGAACUGAAAGCUGCUGUAAAAGCUUUUAAGGAUGCAAGAAAGAGCCCAGACAAAGCCACUCCUUUGAAAAAGGCUACAUCAGAAGAACAGCCUAAAUCAGCACAUUGCAAUAGCAGUUUGGAUGACCAAGUACUUAAACUAUCUCAAAAACAGCAUGGAUGUGAACACAAAACAAAACUGAGUAUGAAAACAGAAGCUGACAGGGUGGCUGAAGAACUUUGUGAGAGUGAAUCUGAGCAGAAAACUGUGGAAAUGGAGAGAGAAUAUGCUCCAGAAGAACAUUCAUUUAAAGCAAUAGAAAUGCAAGCAGUAACUCAGAACAAAACGGGAAAGAAACUUGGCUAUCAGAAAAGGAAAGAAAAUAUGGGUAUGAACAAAUUAAAUGCAACAAAAGAAAGAAUUUAUAAUAGUGAUGAGGAGCAUCCUAGUGAAAAGGAAUACUUUGAUGAUAGUACUGAAGAGAGGUUUUAUAAUGAGUCGUCAGAUUCUGACAGUGACAGCAAUGAUGAUUUCUUCAUUGGCAAAGUAAAAAGAAAGAAAAAGAUAGCAGCAGAUACUAGUCUUUCUUCAAUAAAAGAAAAGGAUAGACUUGAGAAACAUAUAGUGAAGAAAGAAAAGAGUACAGUGCCUGGGCCAGUGCAAGAUUUGUUCAUGGAAGAAAGAAAAACACCUGCAAAAGCAAGCAAGCUAGAGUCAGUGUUCUGCAGUUCUUUGUCGGUCUCUAAUCUGAAAUCUCAAAACAGAAGAAGAAAUAAUGAAGACCAGCCUCUCAAAAAUGGGAGAACAGGUUUUCUUAAAAAGGAACCACAGUUCAAGAAGCAACCAUUUGCAAAAGUUUCAGGUAUUAAACAUGACAAUAAGAAAGCAUGUUUGGAGCAGCGUCUUCAUCCUUCAUGGGAAGCAAGCAGGAAACAGAGAGAACAAAUGUCCCAAAUUGCAGCAUUCCAAGGGAAAAAGAUUAAAUUUGAUGACUAG